AUGUACAGAGUGGACAUCACCCUUCCACCGAAGGAAGGGAGGGACGAGAAGGCCGACAUACUGAAGAUUAAAACAACAGUGGCGGGGCUAAGUGACAUCAAGGUUCUGUUUUCAUUUAAGGAAAUCGGGAAUUCAAUGGUAAUUCUUGUUCUACGGGUUGACAAAGCGUGCAGCUGGCCACAGUUGACGAGCUUCCUGGCACGCAAGGGCUAUGAGGUCAAGGUGACCCCAGUGUAUUACUGCAGUGACUUCGCCCGGGAACUUGGUAUGAACAUGACCAGAGACUUUUAUGAUACGUCUCUCGCGGAUGAUGAGGACAUACUUCUGGGCAAACAGAUAUUUCCUGUGAAAGGUUUGACAACAGCUCAGUAUUACGAGAAGCUGAGACAAAUGUUCGUGAGAGACAUGGGAAUUCUGAACGCAGGUCAACGGGCGGUAUGUUUCAGAACUCUAGCAAGUCUUCCAGUUGAGCUGACGCACUUCGCUCCAGUUGGCCAAAAGGCAAUGGAAGCUAUAGAAGAAACGUUGCAUGCACCUGAUACCUUCAGUUUUGAAAUCCUUCGAAUCCAGAAGCUCGACCAAUACACUGGAGGAUGCAACUGAAAAGAUAUAAUUUCCAAAUACAGCCAAUUAUAUAAAACUGGCAAAAUAUAGAUGAAAUAUAUUACAUGUAGUUCUCUAUGUACCUUCGGCCCUAAAACCAAAUGAAUUUAAGACACGUAUGUCUAAUAAAUAUGUAAUAAUGUUUCGCUGAAUAAAGUAUCUUCUGUUG
This is a messenger RNA of Haliotis rubra (blacklip abalone), 772 nucleotides long. RefSeq lists its product as uncharacterized. Bases 1 to 603 code for a protein of 200 amino acids. The transcript has 5 exons. The record is from RefSeq and is a predicted model, not a curated record. NCBI's taxonomy places the organism in Eukaryota, Metazoa, Mollusca, Gastropoda, Lepetellida, Haliotidae.